Molecule: messenger RNA, 564 nt
Organism: Purpureocillium lilacinum
Lineage: Eukaryota; Fungi; Ascomycota; Sordariomycetes; Hypocreales; Ophiocordycipitaceae
Source: RefSeq, a predicted model, not a curated record
AUGGCUUCUGAGGAAGAACCCCCUCUUCGGAAACCCCUGUCCGGCCGCGUGGCGGCUGAAUGGCGACGGCUGGGUGUUCGUGUUCCCAGUGCCAUUUGGAAGGGCAAGAUGGAGUGCGGCGCCGUCACUAUUUCCACCAUAGAGGUCGCUGGACGGGGGGUUCGACGACAGUUGCACAGUGACUUUAGUCAACUCAGAAAGGAAGGUUGGCUGGUGGUUCAGCUUGGAGGGGUAGCUCGGACUCUCCAUCCAUGUCCCCGCGUCCCCAUGCCGCCAUCCGUCAUAGGGGCAAGGGACCACCCCUAUUCGUCGCUUCAACGGGAUUAUCACGAAAGCGGUAGCCCCCGCUAUCGCAUCGGAUCCUGCAGGCGCUUGACGCAACGUCGGAUAUUUUCCCCGGGUGGCGGCCACGUAUCGUUGACCGGCGUUCCGUCAGCCUCGGCAGUCGUAUCAACGAUACCAAGCCCGCGUAUUGGUCGAAACUCGAACCUCGCCUCAUGCGUUAUGCGAAGCCUGCGACAACGGAGUCCGAGAGAUCGCAUACGCAAGCAUGCGGCGGCAUGA